This is a messenger RNA of Drosophila sechellia, 2368 nucleotides long. RefSeq names its product ovaries absent (gene ova). Bases 397 to 2268 code for a protein of 623 amino acids. Gene Ontology annotation, biological process: regulation of transcription by RNA polymerase II. Gene Ontology annotation, molecular function: DNA-binding transcription factor activity. The record is from RefSeq and is a predicted model, not a curated record. The transcript is spliced from 5 exons. NCBI's taxonomy places the organism in Eukaryota, Metazoa, Arthropoda, Insecta, Diptera, Drosophilidae.
UCACUUCGACUAUUCGAUAGCAACUACAACAAAUAGUUUUUUUACGAAGAAAGUGUUGUGUACUGUAACUAUGUUAUCAUAUUUGUGAUUGUAGAUCUCGGUGUCUACCGUUUUGUUAAUCAUUGCGAAUUCUUGGUGCGUACGGAUGGAGAUUCUAUUUUGAUUGGUUCUUGAGACUCCUUUCUAAUGGAUUCACACAGUGAUAUGUAUAUGCAGAGAGCACUGAGAAUUCCACAGCACUGAGUUUAAUGUAUUUCCAUACAAAAUCAGUGUCGAAAUGUUCGUUAUCAACCAGUUUAACGUAUAAGUGUGUACUAUUCAAAUUAUAUUUCAAAUGAUGAUGAAUAUAGUAAUUUUCGUUGCGUGUAUUACAUACACUCGUCUAAAUCAGUGACAAUGGAUGAAAAGGAUAAAGCUCAACACAACAUGAUAUCCAACCUACCGCUUUUGUUUGCGAACGGAUAUCCAACAUCCCUAGAAAAAAUUACGGAGUCCCAGUUAGAAAAUUUUAUUCCCUUCAUGGUGCAAUGCUCUUUAGGACAUAUAAACUUACCAAAGAAAAUAGAUUGCAGUGAACCAGAAUGGUGGCCUGAAAGCGCUCCUUUCGAGAUUCCGCUCAAAAAGCCGAAAGCAUUUGUUGGGAAUUGGAUGGAAAAAAUGAAAGAAAUUGUGGUUAUAUGCUAUCAAUUUCACAAAAGCCUAUUUCUAUUAAGAUUUUGUAAUGACUUAGCUGCGUAUGAACACGCGAGCUUAAGAUUCAUAAACAAUUAUAACUCAACAACUUCAUUGUAUGACAGAAGGAACAACAAACUGUUGGUUACCUUUCGAAAUGAAAACAUGUCAUAUGAUAGACAACAAAAAAACAGAAAGUGCUUGUUGCUGCAAAAGAACAACAGUUCCAUUAGCGAAAACGUACAGCAUAUGAUGGUUGAGCCACCCCCUUUUGAUAUAUACCUAUGCGACAACUGUGAUGCGGAACUUUAUUCUAAAGAAGCUAUACUCGAACACGAAAACAUUUGUUGCAUGGAGGAUGACGUUAUACUUUGUGAUUCCCCUGAGCCAGAUAACAAAAGUGAUGGGAAAAACGAAGAUAUCGAACAGCGCAACGCCUUUCUCUUAAACUUUAACCUGCAGCCCAAAUCCUCAGAUAAUAGUUUAUCUAAAGAGAAACAGAAAACACAUUCUUUCAGCGAAGAAACAUCAACGGACACAUCAAACAGAAAGAGGCGUUUACCAUCGCGGAGAAAUCGAACAGUUCAUUCGUUUAGUAGGUGUUCGUUUAUCCCAAUUUCAUCACCUGCAGGACAGCAAUUGUUGAAGUCGACAAAACAAACAAUAUCAAUGGAAUAUAUUGCGGAAAGACAGGAACGCCUGGAACGCUUUUGUUACACUCCGUUGAUCAAUAAAUCAAAUACCAGGCAAAAGUAUUUCGAAAAAAAAACAAACACUACAGUGCAUUGUACAUUUAAAAAGUCACAUGAACACAAUUAUCACAUAUAUUCCUUUCCGCGGCGUCAAUUUGUUAAACGCAGGGACACUACUGAGAACUUUUUGUUUUUGAACUCUCCGCUGAUUAAGCAAUGCCGUCCAAUAUCAGUCAGAUUGAAAAAAAUAUCCGAACACGUAAUGGAAGAGCAAAAUCACACUGCAAAUACAAAACUCAAUAUAAGACUAACACGCCACAAUUCGCUCAACUCGCACUGGAGGAUUUCACCCACAAAGGAAGUAGUUGUUGAUACAAUUGACUUAUGCUCCUCGGACGACGAUGAGCAGCCAGAGCCAGCAAUAGGCUCGCCCAAAAGACUUGGCUCGGAUGCACUUACUGUAAUAAAACAUACGCAUAACAGCAGAAAGUUGCCCAGUAGCCGGGCCGUCGAGCCAAGCAAAUGUGCUCCAGAGCCAGAAUCAGUAGUAGUCGAUAAUUCGGUUAAACCCCUACAGCAAUCUUUAUAUAUUUUUUCAAACUAUAAGGCUAACUCUGUAAUUAGUCGCUGUACCGUGGACUCGAUAGCCAAUCAUUCACUGGUUGGUUCUCUGAGUACAACGAAUACUUUUGCUGAUUCUGAGGGACACAGAAAGGAAUACAAUCAGGAAAACUGCAAUUUUUCUAAGAACUUGGUCGCAAUCACAGACUGGUAUGCUCAUUCGGCUAAUUCGGAAAAGAGCACUACAAAUCAGACUACUGAGAGUAGUACGUUUGAUGCGAUUUCCGGGACUCCGCCUUUCAAUGGCACUGGGCGUAUAAUUUCCAUUGAUUUAACUUCUUAGACAUUUUAAUCGAUAGUUAAGUUAAGAAAUUGUUAUUUUACAAGAAAACCUAAACUAAGAAUUACCAUAUAUGAAUAAAUAAUUUGUUUAAAUACUUUUA